AUGGAGGAUCAAAUCCACGGUCACACCAAAAGGAUAAACCCGAAUUCCCCCGCAUGCUUGAAACUCUUCGGCUUCAGCUUCGUUCACGAAGAUAUCGUGGACGAAGCCGAAACAAGCGUCGCGCUGGAAGAUGCGUCGGAUUCAACCGCCAAGCCUACGUCACCAGACUCCAGCGGCGCCUCCGGGUUUCCGACCUCUUCCGGCGACCGCAAAUACGAGUGUCAGUACUGUUGCCGCGAGUUCGCCAACUCGCAAGCUCUCGGUGGACACCAAAACGCGCACAAGAAAGAGCGGCAACAGCUGAAGCGCGCGCAGUUACAAGCCACGCGAAACGCCGCCGUUUCUUUCGUUCGGAAUCCGAUCAUCUCAGCCUUCGCGCCGCCGCCUCACCUGCUGGCCACUCAGGGACCAGUGAUGGCGCCGGCUGCCCCGCCGUCGUGGGUGUACAUGCCACCGCGUGCUGCGCCUCCUCCCUUCCACGUGUCGGUUUCACACGGAUGCGUGUUCCCCUCGGCUAACAGUGCCGUCAUGAGUAACUGUAACGGUAGCAUUGUUACGGGUGCGAGAUCGGCGGGUGCAGGGGUGUUGCCCUAUGUUGGCGGAGUAGGGGAUUCGUCGUCCGCAUUUUCCAGUAUGGGCUCCCAAGUACAGGCCGGAGCCCACUAUGGGAGGAUUGAUGGGCCAUCUCUGAGUAAACUCUCUAGAGGAGAGGUGGGGUCCAGUUUUGAUGACGGCUUCGGCUUGGACUUGCACCUUAGCCUAGCUCCGCCAUGA
This is a messenger RNA of Sphenostylis stenocarpa, 774 nucleotides long. Lineage: Eukaryota; Viridiplantae; Streptophyta; Magnoliopsida; Fabales; Fabaceae. The record is from the annotation of a GenBank genome assembly.